AUGGAGCCUCUGGAUCCUGCCAAGAAUGUUGACAGCGGUGGAUUUUCCAAGCGCCGAAUUUCCUCGAUUUUGAAAGCUCCACGGAAAUCAACUUUAAUCUGUGACCCAGAGCAACAGGAAAACAAGGUGGAAAGUACCAAAGCCGUUGAAAAAAGGAAUUCAAGGAGAGUCAGCUUUGCACCUGCCAAUGAUGUUCUACUGUUUGCCAAGGAUGCCAAAAAUUCCUCUCCUGCCCGAAGCCCUCUACAAGAGUUAAUUACAGCAAGUAUAGAAAACCUGUUGAGUGCUCCUCUACACAUUUCUCAACAAAGAGAUAUGGUCAGCGCCGAUGGUGGGAACGACGGGGAGCAAACUGUGAUGUUUUCCACAGAGGACGCGGUCAUGGACAUGACCCACAGUCACACCAUAAACAUUGCCAGUGAUGCGCAGUUGCUUGGAGACAUUCCUCUUCAGAACAAUGAUGUUAUACUCAAAGGCAGGGAACAAAAAGGGGCUGUAGAUGGUGGAUCCGCAGAUAUGUCGCUAAAUCAUACUGGAAACAUAACGAGCACAUUAGGAUCACUACUGACGGACAGAAAUGCAGAUUUAAGUAACACAGAGAAGAAAAAUAUAUCAAAAGUAGCAUCUAUGGAUCCUGGAUUUGAGAACUUCCUUGCAAGUCUCUCCAAAACAAGCAGUUCCAGCAAUGCUGGGAUCACCAAGAGGACGCCUUUGGCUGGAUCACUCUCUGAAGAGACAAACUUCUCCCUUGGCGUGAAUAAAACACCCAGAGAUGUUGUGGACAAAGAAAACCUGGUUCCAAAGUCACUAAAUACCACCAAGAAGACUGUCGGGCCGCUUCAAGGGUUCUUUCCAGGCGACGAUGUGAGCAUGGACAUAUCUGCAGCGCAGACAGGCCCUAUUUCGGGAACUGGUGAUGAUGAUGACCCGUUUCAGUGUCUCUUUCCCUCCGAGUACAUGUAUGCAAGAGCAUCGCAGAUGGCUGAGUUGAAACAGCAGCAAAGCAGUGAAAUUGUGGGAGCAGUAGAUCUGAAAGAAAUCACCUUGAAGAACCCUCCGUCAAAUGCUCAUCAAAGACCUGUUGAAAACAUUUCAACUGAGGAGGACUAUAGAGAGAAAACAGUGAGGUUUUCUGCAGAUGAUGCCUGCAUGAAUGAGACACAAAGUCACACUGUAAACAUAGCCACCGGUUUUAAACCGCAAUUGCCCAAGAGUGGGAGAUCUUCACCCACAUGUGGAGAGAAAACUGUGAAGUUCUCUGUAGAUGAUGCCGCGAUGGAUAUUACUCAGUGCCUCACAGUGAAUAUUGCCAAUAAUAUGUUGUCAGAUUCAGUCAACUCUGAGAGGAAACACGAGGGUGAGACCUGUGGUCCACCUGAAAACAGAUACUCAUCCACACACAGUUUGGACCCAGGAUAUGAUAACCUUUUGGCAAGCUUAUCGAUACCAAGUGACGGGAGUGUUAGACCGGCACAAUCCAUUGGCCAGACAAUCUACGUGGAAUAUGACUCGGUCAUGGAUAUGACUGAACCUCAGACCGGGGGCGUUUUGGAGGGUGAUGUGAGCAUGGAUAUGACCGAGGUCCAGACAAGCCGCAUCUUUGAAACCACGGGUGCAGAUUAUUUAGCCUCAGGAGGCAUGUACCAACAAGGCUAUAAACCAAAGAAGACAGAGACGACUUCACAUCUGCAGAGUAGUGGAGAGCCCGAGUCAUCUAACAGUCACGGUAUGGAAAAGUUUUUGAAGACUUCUUUGCAGACAACAAUGCAAAGACAACAGAUUAAGUUGGAAGCCGAAGAUGUCCGCAAAGAUAAAACAAUCAGGUUUUUUUGUGAUGACGCAUGUAGGGACGUCACACAAAGUCACACCGCGAAAAUCGUCACCAAUUUACCACUGCUGUCAAAGCAGAACAUAGACAUGCCUGCCAGUGGAGAGAAGACCGUGAGGUUUAGUGCCUAUGACGCAGCCAUGGACGUCACAAAAAGUCACACCGUCAACAUUUCCACCGAUCUGAAUUUGCUUUCACACCAGAAUUUGGACUAUUUGACUGCUAAUGGAGAGAAAACUAUGAGAUUCACAGCAAAAUCUGCAGACAUGGACAUGACCAGAAGUCUCACUGUCAACAUUGAUACUGAUUUGGACACGCUGCCACAAAAAAAUGAAGACUUCCUACCUGCCAUUGGAGAGAAGACGGUGAGGUUUAGUGCCUUUGACGCAGCCAUGGACGUCACAAAAAGUCACACCGUCAACAUUUCCACAGAUCUGAAUUUGCUUCCACAGAAAAAAUUGGACUAUUUGACUGCAAGUGAAGAGAAAACUACGAGAUUCACUGCAAAAUCUGCAGCCAUGGACAUGACGAGAAGUCUCACUGUCAACAUUGCUACUGAUUUGGAAGCACUACCACAAAAAAAUGAAGACCUCUUACAUGCCGGUGGAGAGAAGACGGUGAGGUUCAGCACGGACAACGCAGCCAUGGAAGUGACGAGAAGUCACACUGUCAACAUUGCUACCGAUUUGGUUAUGGAAACGCAUCAAAAUGAGGACCUCCUACCUGCCAGAGGAGAGAAGACGGUGAGGUUUGGUGCUUAUGAUGCAGCCAUGGACGUCACAAAAAGUCACACUGUCAACAUCUCCACCGAUCUGAAUUUGCUUUCACACCAGAAUUUGGGCGUUUUGAGUUCAAAUGGAGAGAAAACCAUGAGAUUCACAGAAAAAUCUGCAGCCAUGGACAUGACCAGAAGUCUCACUGUUAACAUUGCCACUGAUUUGGACACGCUGCCACAAAAAAAGGAAGACCUCCUACCUGCCGGUGGAGAGAAGACCGUGAGGUUCAGCACGGACGACGCAGCCAUGGACGUCACAAAAAGUCACACCGUCAACAUUGCUACUGAUUUGGACACGCUGCCCCAACAACCUGUGGACCUUUUGCCUGCCAGUGGAAAGAGGACUGCGAGGUUUGCAGAACAUGAUGAUGCUAUGGACGUGAGAGGAAGUCGCUCCACUACUGCCACCCAUUUUGAAACCAGCAAUGUAAGGACUGAGGCUGUUGCUGUGAGGAACACCCCCAGGGCCCUGGCACACGAUCCCACUGCCAAUAACUCAACCAACUUUGAACGAAAGCCACAUCUAAGUGCAGACCUCGUUCCUCCACAUGGAGAGAAAACCGUGAGGUUCACUACAAGUGAUGCUGCUAUGGAAAUGACCCACAGCCUCACCGUCAAUAUUGCCAGUAAUUCUACUUUUUCUUUGCCGGACCAAACGGAAGAAAGGGUGAAGAAAUCUGACAGCGAGGAUGAUGCUCCACAUUUAAAAGUGGCCUCAUCAGCAGAUAGUUUAGAUGGAAAAUUAAAAAACCUGCUGGCUGAAGCAAGUGGUCCCUUGGACGGUCAGAGAGCACACCUUCCACAUACACCAUUUCCUCCAGAAACUCUUGUUUCAGCUGACUGUCAGGGGCAGUUAAAAAGGCCGAAAUCCAACACGAGUGCUGAAAAUGAAGCUCCAGGAUUGGUUUCGACUUUUGAGAAGCCAGUGAAUAAAACAGUGGCCGACUGUUCAGAAAUCAGUGCAAGCAUGGACAUGACUGAGGUUCAAACGGGGUGCAUCCUGGAACAAACUUACUCAGACGAACCCCCUGACAGUCGAAGUUUUGAUCCUGUGAGGAAAAAUGGGCUGUCUUCCCGUAACACUGAGGCACUGGUAAUAUCCAGCCCAAAUGCUUUGGAAAUCACAAAUCCUCCACAUUAUCCGGACUCAAAUGAAACGGAGGCCACGAAACCAGGACCUGCGGCCUGUCCUGUGACACAGAAGCUGGACAGUUCGCCAGGUGUCGACACCAAGAGUGCACGGACGUCGAGGCGCAUGAGUCUAGCUGACCUCCAGUCGAAGGUGAGGCGUUUGAGCCACAUGAUAAAUGCAGCGCCUGAAGAGACCGCCACGGACAUCUGCACGGCCCCUUUGGCCCAGUCUGACCCAGACCUGGAGGAAAACCCGGAGGCUAGAGCCCCGUCUCUGCCCGGGGCCGAGCCAGAGCCGGAGGUGAGCGCGGGAAACGGCGCCGAGCAGCCGUCCGAAAUAACUCCGGCCACGCCCUUCAACCUGCAGACAAAACGGCUCAUGUCCAGACUGUCAGUGGGAGGCUUCAAGGCAAAACUGCCCCGCAGGAGCAACGCCGAAGAGGUAAAGAAGAUGACCGCUGCCGCCAGCGCAGCCAAUCAGCUGAAAGAGUCGGGGAACGACGUCAGCGACAUCGACGAUGAAGAGCUGGGCAGCUGCGAGGACAUGUCGGAAACACUGGACGGCAGGAGUCCUGACCACGUCUCUGCGGUGGAGCUUGCCUCCCUGGAGUGGGACGUGUUUGAGCCUUCGAAGGAAGAUCUGUUUCAAGAAGGCCGCUUUGGUCCCGUCCACAGACACAAGAGACCUCUACCGGAGGAUGAAGUCAAAAAGGAGGAUGAGAAGAGACUGAGAGCGUGCUCAGAGUUUGUGGAGCCGGCUCUUCAAAGCGACGCUGCUGACUGUGAGAGGGACGUCACUACAGCUCAGGCCGCCACGCAGAACGUCGACUCCUCCAGUCACAGUCACACAGCCAGCAGAUGUGAAACGGCCUACGAGUCAACCAUCAAACACAGCCUGUUUGAAUCCUACCUUGAGGAUUAUAACAGUGAUGUUCAGAAAAAACUAGAAGACGGCACAAUAACAGUUUUGGAGUUCUUCAAGCUCUUCAACAUAGACUUCGUCAUCCACAAUCCUCGGCAAAGUGUAGUUCCAGGCAGACUUUUGUCAGACACAGAUAGCACACCAAUGGAUUUAUUGAAAGACCGGCACAUAAGCCGCCCCAAACAGCUGGUCUAUGACUCGGACAUCCAGAGCCUGACAGAGAGGGUUGAAGGGUUGAAGGUUCGAAUGCAGGAUCUGGACAAACAUCUUAAGGCUGUGAAUCGAGCGUUGUGGGAGGAGAUGAGGCACUCCACAGAGGAAGAGAUCAAAUCUUUCGGUGCUAAACUAAAGGAGAGAAACAACUUCUUUAGAAAAAUGAGCAAAGUUCAGUCGCAUGAAAUGAAGGAGCUUCUGUACUCUAACCUCGUGCAGGCCAACAUGGCAGAGCAGCAGAAACUGAGAGGAAAAAUAGAGGAGGCGGAUGUGAUGAUUAAAAGUCUGGAUGACUGCAUCGGUCAAUUACAAGCAGAACUCACCGCGGUUGAAGAAAAAGGAUCUGAAGAUAAACCCAGUCUGAAGACCCUGCAGGAAGAAAUGAAGCGAGUCACUGAACGCUUGGCCGACAGUGACAGGCAAAUAACUGAACUGGAGAUGCAGAAAAAGCAGAAUUCAAGCAAACUCACCAGGCUGAAAGCUGAGACGAGGAACCUGGAGAACCAUGUGGAUGUGCUCAAUGAGUUAAACGAAUGGAAGUUCAGAGAGAAGAAGGACGACUGCUCAGUCUACAGUUUCCUCCAUGAGACCAUGCUCCUGCAGUUGGUGUAUGAAAAGUCCAGUGGAAGUGACGCAGACAUCGAAUCGGAGCAGAAGAUAACAAGCAUCGCCUUUAAAUUAGAGCUUGAUGAUGAGAAGUCCCAGUUCCACGCUCGCCUCGUUCACAAACUGGUGUCCCAGUACGUUGAGGGAGAACCGGCCUGGGUGGAGAAAUACCCAACCAGCAGACAUCUUCCCAAGCUGCUCCAUGACAUCAGCCUGGUGGUGAGUCGCUGUCGUCUGCUGGGAGAGGAGCUGCGUCUGCUGAAGACGUGGGGAGCUCUACGGCUUAACAUUCUCCACAUCGACUGCACGGGCACCCGAGUCCACGUUGUCUUCAGCAGUUUGAAGACAUUUUCCAAGUUUGAGGUGGUCUUCUCCGUCGGUUUGGGGGACCAGUCCUACGUCCUUCAUGUAGAAAGCUUCAAAAACAUCACUGGGAGCACAACAAUCCAACAGAUCGAAGAAAUCAUGACAUCCUUCACUCCAGCCAGGAACUUGUUGACUAGGAUCAUCAAAAAGAUUAAUAACACUUUGCUGUGUUGACCUGAUCUACGUCCACCAUCGCAUUUCCAUCCAAGCUCUUCGUAAUUGAACUCCGUAUUGUAAAGACAUUAAAGCUUUCUUUUCUAUCGAGAAGGCUUUCUUCUUUUUUUUUCUUUUGAUAGAUAUAUAGUGUACAGUUUCCGCUCAAUUAUUUUUCCUAUUUGUUGUAAAUAACUUUUCUCUGCUUGUUCUAAUGGAAAAAAUACAUUAUAGUGUUGGAAUGAAAAAUUCCGGUUCAGCCUUAAAUUGGAUCCACUUAACAUUAUUUGGAAAGACUCUCGAGUCCAAAUGUUUUUUUGUUUUUUUUUUUUAAACUGGUGGGAAAUUACUCUUGGUGAUGUCUGAUGAAAUGGAUCAUAAUGAAUUUAAACUUCUUGUAGAAUUUGGUUCAGUUCAUAUUUUCCUAAAUGAUUUGAAAUCUGCUUUUUGGUGUUCUGUGGCUUCUUUCAGUUUGUGACUGAUGAAAGUCACAAACUUUCAACUUACAGCAGCUUAAACCACUGAACAUUUAGUUUGUAAAUAUCUUCAGUUUUUUUAUACUAAGUGUCAAAAACGAAUAAUCUCUUUG
Messenger RNA from Menidia menidia (Atlantic silverside), 6583 nucleotides. Lineage: Eukaryota; Metazoa; Chordata; Actinopteri; Atheriniformes; Atherinopsidae. The record is from the annotation of a GenBank genome assembly.